AUGCCCAUCGCAAUUCUCACCAUGCAUCCACCACUUUCUAAUCCAACAGAGCCCAAUUCCAUUCUCAAUCUAAUUCAACCACUAAACAUAACAAUGGAUGUCAGCUUCUUCGAAGAAUCCUCGCGCCUCAAAUCUAACCAAAUCCUCCGCCAAGUGCAAAGCAUCCACACCGUGACCGAGGACCUCAUCACCGAACUCCAAACAACCCUAGGCGAGGGCAAGUUCGUGGUCGACAAGUUCAAAGUGCGGCCCCAAGAAUGGCACGACUGGUACAAAGCCAAUCGCCGUCUUCGUGAAGUUGUCGAAUACGACUCCCUCAAACAGUACAUCAUCGUCAAGGGCAAACCGGGUCCAUUGCACGAUGCAGUCACCGCAACAUUCAAGAAAUUCUUCGAAGAUCUACAGGAUCUCAUGUACGGGCUAAACAGACACCAAACCACGACCCGCAAACCAGUCCAAGAAAUCCCUUUCCUAGCCCUAGAAAUCGGCAUCUGCGAAUCAACCAACAAACUCCUCCAGAACGCAGAACAUCUCCUCACGCGCACUACAAACAGGAAAAACGCCGUGAUCGUCGUCGACAUCCAAGAACGUCGCCCGCCCCCGAUCCGCAGCUUCAAGCAAUUCGACCUCAGUGCGGACGACAUCAAAGCCUUCGGAUUGUCGCAGGUCACCGAUGCUAUUACGAAAUGGUAUCAGCGCAACAAGAACCCGCUCGUUGGGGAGUUUAGUGUUGGUGUGUACUUUUGUUAUCCAGAGGGUGAGACUGUUACUAUCUACAAGGGCGAUCUCCCGACGACCGGUAAUGGCAGCAUUGGUAAAGCCAGGAAACCAAUUGGCAACGCGGCGGCCAUUCCCUAUGGAAGGCUUCUGCCCGCGCUGCAGAGGAAGCGCGAGAUUAUGUUUCCAGUGCCUGUGGACGAGCUACUGGGAGAGUUGCAGAAGACGCUGACUUGGGUGUUGCCACAUUAUCGGGCUGAGCGGAAGGCGAUUGAGUUGAAGAAGAGGUUGGCGAAGAGGAGGAUUAGUAAAGUUUGA
Aspergillus chevalieri is the source of this 1035-nucleotide messenger RNA. RefSeq lists its product as uncharacterized. Lineage: Eukaryota; Fungi; Ascomycota; Eurotiomycetes; Eurotiales; Aspergillaceae. The record is from RefSeq and is a predicted model, not a curated record. The coding region runs from base 1 to 1035 and encodes 344 amino acids. The transcript has a single exon.